Molecule: messenger RNA, 822 nt
Organism: Nicotiana attenuata
Lineage: Eukaryota; Viridiplantae; Streptophyta; Magnoliopsida; Solanales; Solanaceae
Exons: 4
Coding region: 1-822 (273 amino acids)
Biological process (GO): chromatin remodeling
Cellular component (GO): nucleus
Source: RefSeq, a predicted model, not a curated record
AUGAAAUCUACCAGGCCCGGCUCAGCUGCAAGUGCCUCAUCCUGCUCCUCAAUAACAGGAUCCCUCACUAGAUCCAUUGGUGGUACAACGGGAGCAACUCUUGGACACCCUCAUCCUCUGAUAGGAGCUAGAUCUCUCCCCUGGCUUCGGCCUCAUCCUCUAAUAAUGGGGAAAUCAACUCCUCUACCGCCGGGUACAUCUACCGCGCAUGUUCUCACCAUCCGUAUUCACUACUGGAUCGGAGCUCGGACAUCAAAAUUUGUUGGUGGGAAAUUGAAUAAGGUCUCAAAACUCGAGAGGGGUAAGAACGGGAUAGGUAUCUUGGUUGACAGGGAUCUUAGAGAGCUAGUGGUAGAAAUUUGGAGGGUGAAUGACAGGCUGAUGGCUAUAAAGCUGGGUAUAGGAGGGUCUACUUUAAAUGUGAUUAGUGCUUAUGCGCCUCAAGUGGGUUUGGACGAAGAGAUUAAGAAGCACUUCUGGGAAGAAUUUGACGGGUGUACGUGGCAUUCUGCUCACCAAGAAGUUAUUCAUAGGAGAGUUAGGAACAGAGGAGGUACUGUGUUGUUGGACUGUGAUAAAGCCUUGGAUUUAGUUAUUGCCAACUCGUGUUUUCUAAAAAGGGAUAAGCACGUGGAUACAUUCUGGAGUUCGUUGGCUAAGACUCAAAUUGAUUAUCUACUCCUCCGGAAGUGCGAUAGGAGUCUGUGCAUGGAUUGCAAGGUUAUGCCCGGCGAGAAUGUCACGACUCAGCAUAGAUUAUUGGUGAAGGACAUAGAGAUCGUGAGGAAAAGGAGGAAGAAAGCUGAUGAUGCCCAACUCUAG